Molecule: messenger RNA, 2021 nt
Organism: Owenia fusiformis
Lineage: Eukaryota; Metazoa; Annelida; Polychaeta; Sabellida; Oweniidae
Source: the annotation of a GenBank genome assembly
GACACACAGCAGAUCUGUAAGGAAUAAUGAAAGCUGCACUGGCAAUUAAAGCUCCCUUCUGCUCACCUGGGUUGAAUAAAUGUGUAGAAGUAUGAAAAUACCUGGAUUUGAAUCUACACCAGAUUCAAGUACAAUAGUCGACUGAUAGGUAAUACGCAAGCGAGGAACGAGAACAAGGACUUAUUUGUCAUCUCGAACUUGAAUAGUUAUUCUACCGGGAUACAAAAAUGUGGUUUAAAGUAGCCUGGUUCUGUCUCCUGGUGGUUACCAUAGUGACAUCCGCUCCAUUGCCUGCAUUGUUGGAUACUAAGGAUAUCCUCAGUAUCCAUAAAGACAUGAAUGUCCCUAUCACUAUGAAACAGGCGGAGAAUGAAAUUUUGAAAUUACCAGCGAACAAAAGGAAGAACACAGAUAAACUCGCUUACUAUCUAUUUGUGGAAUACAUGCAAGAACUUAUAAAAUCUGAAGAAAAUACAACACCGGUUAACAAAGCAGAUGUCGUAAAAAUAUACCCAACGAAAUCUUCACCAGUGUCCAAGGAAACUAGCAAUGGGAAAUUGAUACUCCCCAGUUCAAAAGAUGCACUUCUCAAAGCGGGAAUUGAUGACUUGGAUGUAUCUCCCACAAACAUUAUGAUCGCACCUACGACACAGAACAAUACUUCUGUAGAUAUACUUAACACGACCAUGUCAAUCGAAUCUGACAGCGUUGAAAUAAACCAAACCACUAACAGUUUAGAUAUGACCUCCUCAGUCAAACCUGGACUUCUAUCUACGGUCCAAUACAAAGAUUCUGUUGAUCCUGUUAAAAUGACCCAUACAGCGGAAUAUGACAAUAGUGACAUAACUAGCGUAGCAGUCACAAGUGCCCAACAGGAUGUGUCAACCACUAAAUCUGUCCUUGCGACUACUCCACAAUAUGAUACUUCUGUUAAUACAGUUACAAUGUCAAUGGAAAUUGACAAUGCUGAACUGAAAACGGCCAAACCUACAACUGAGAACUUUAAUGUACGUAAUGCAAACGUUACACAAGUAUCAACGACACAACAUAAUGAUUCUUUCAUUGCUAUUACAACAGGAAACACAUCCGUACCCAGUGAUAUGCAACAUGAUAUCGCAAGUACCACAGUGUCACUGACACUUUGGAGUCCUACUGAAAAACUCACACAAGCACCAGCAGUGCACGAUAAUGAUUCUAGCAUUGUUGUUGAAACUGGUAAUGCAACUACACUUAAUGAUACACUACAGGAUAUCGCAAGUACCACAAAGUCGUUGACAUUUGGAAAUCCUACUGAAGAACACACACAAGUAUCAACACCACAGUAUAACGACUCUUCUAUUCCUGUUGAAACAGGUAAUACAACUAUGCCUAAUGAUACACUACAGGAUAUUGCAAGUACCACAGAAUUUGGAGGUCCUACUGAAGAACUCACACAAGUAUCAACAGCAAAGUAUAAUGACUCUUCCAUAGCUGUUGAAACUGGUAAUACAACUGUACCUAGUGAUGUACUACAAGCUAUAACAACUACCACAGAGUCAUUGACAUUGGGGAAUAUUUCUCUCACUGAAAAGGUCACAUUUUUUGAAACAACCGUGGCUUCAAGGAAUAACGACACACUUGGUAAUACCGCGAAUGAAUUUCAAAGUUUGAAUAACGGCAAACUUGCUAAUAAUUCAAAAGGAGAUGCUGCACUGCUUGCUUCUAACGGAAUAAAUACAAAAGGUGGCAUUAGCAAUCUAACCGAUUCACCAGAAGGAUUUUCAAAAAUGGUAACUGAAACAUUCAAUAAAAGUUCUAACAGUUCAUCCGAGAAAGAACCAAUGAUUGCGAUUGAUUCAACAACACACAACUCUGCUUCAAGUACUUCUAAGAAGGAGAGUACAUCUGAUACAUCUGAUAUUUUUUAUCCAGGUAUUCCGCCCACUGAAUCUGAUUCUGUGUCAACACAUUCGACAAAUCCCUCUGAUAAAACAUCAAAAAAACCAACACCGAGAUCUGAUAUCGAAUGGGAUGGGAUCUGA